Spirometra erinaceieuropaei is the source of this 240-nucleotide messenger RNA. NCBI's taxonomy places the organism in Eukaryota, Metazoa, Platyhelminthes, Cestoda, Diphyllobothriidea, Diphyllobothriidae. The record is from the annotation of a GenBank genome assembly.
AUGGGCUCACCGGUCUCCGGUUUGGUGGCAGAACUGGUCCUACAGGAGUUGGAAAAGAUUGCCUUCCUCCAACAUGAACCGGUAUUUUGGCGACGUUACGUUGACGACACGUUCGUCAUCGUAAAGAAGGACAUGCUGCAACAUUUUCACAGCCUGCUCAACGCAGUCGUCCCGGAUAUAAAAUUCACGAGAGAAGAAGAACAGGAGCAGCAGUUGCCCUUCCUGGAUGUGCUCGUCUGA